UGCUAAUUGAAAACAGCCAUCUUUACUGUUACCUUGGACACAAUAUCACAUUAAACCAAAUAUGAUCGACCACCGCCUUAGUUAUACAUUGUUGUGCGACGACGACUCGAGUGCCCUGUUGCCCUAUCGACGAGACUCGCUUGAAUCGUCUACAUCAACUUUGGUUACAAAAACGCAACGAGUAAAUGACACUACGAAACCGCAGUAUGCUUCACUACAUAAUAGUGAUAAACCGGCGCAACGUGAUCUUCGCGUUAUGUUUCAGUCCCUCAAAACCAAUUUUAAGGUUUCCAUGGCCAACCGACGAGCGCAGCACAGAGAGAAAAAGCCGCAAGAUGGGAAAACCAAUCCAUUUGAGUAAAAAACUCGCAUCUGGUGAAUCAAACGCAUGCUCACUCAAGAGACAACCAUUGUAUAUAUUGAUAUGUAGCGGGUCCUAUUUGACCAUUGGAUCCUUGAUGGACCAAUCACUUGCGCUACCGAUUUUCCUAUUUGUUUUUUUUUCUCUUUCUUUUUUCCCCCUGUAUAAUAAAUAGCAAACCAAAUAAAUUAAACGAGUCUGAGCUCGAUCACAUGAAAAAUGUAUGACCAUUCACCUGUUUCUAUAUUUGAUAUCUUUAACAUGUCUGU
Messenger RNA from Radiomyces spectabilis, 630 nucleotides. RefSeq lists its product as uncharacterized. NCBI's taxonomy places the organism in Eukaryota, Fungi, Mucoromycota, Mucoromycetes, Mucorales, Radiomycetaceae. The record is from RefSeq and is a predicted model, not a curated record. Bases 186 to 536 code for a protein of 116 amino acids. The transcript has a single exon.